Molecule: messenger RNA, 2217 nt
Organism: Polyodon spathula (Mississippi paddlefish)
Lineage: Eukaryota; Metazoa; Chordata; Actinopteri; Acipenseriformes; Polyodontidae
Product: proline-rich protein 35-like
Exons: 2
Coding region: 1-2217 (738 amino acids)
Source: RefSeq, a predicted model, not a curated record
AUGCCGAAAGAAGAUCUCAGCUGCAAGAUCAGCUCGGUUUACAAGCAUAAGGAGCGUAAGCCAAAGAAGCCCCAUUACAUCCCCCGGCCAUGGGGCAAGCCUUACAACUACAAGUGUUUCCAGUGCCCCUUCACCUGCAUGGAGAAAUCCCACCUCUAUAACCACAUGAAGUACAGUCUGUGCAAGAAUUCACUCUCCCUGCUCAUCGAGUCUGACUGGCCCUACAAAAAGGGAAAUAUCCUGCAGCCUGACCAACUCUGCCCACUCCCUCCUGGGACCCUCCUGAGGGGGAGAGGUGAGGCAGAACUCACCCAUGGCAACAACGCACCAGCCAGGGAAGCCCUGCAGGACGACCACCUCAGGGGAGAGAGGGAGGAUCCAGACAAGGGGGAGGAGUAUAAAGAAGGGGGGGCUCCAACUUCCAAAGAGGACCAGGAGGAACCUCACAGUAGCAGCAGCAGCAACAAAGACGGCAAGCAAGCAGAGGCAGAUUUUGUGAUCACGGAUGUCUUCUCCUUGGAGGAUCAGCACAUCAAUGCCAGGGAAAUGGAGGCCAAACUGAAGCACUACAAGCUUUCCAAGAACUGUCAAAGGGACCCCAGCCUACUUUCAGAGCAGUGGCGUCUACUGGCUACCAGACACAGGAAGAGUAACCCUGAGGGUUCACUACCAUGUCCUGACGGGGGAUCCAUACCUUGCUAUCCUCCACCCCCAACGUUUGCAGACUGCCAGGACCCUUCCAGACUUAAUCUGUCAGUCCUGGGGGUCAGCUACCCUCUGAGCCCAGGCUUGUUCUCCUACAGCAACCCUACAGUAGCUCAUGCCCAACUUGCCCCGCUGCCCUUCUUGGCAUCGGCUGCCCAGCUCAUGCAAACUCCCUCCACCGCACUCCAGCAAGCAGAUCGGACCAUCCUGCCACCCCGCUUCUACUACCCGCUCCUCUGUGAACAUGCUUUUAGUUCUGCUCAGGACCCUGGAAAGGGAGCUAAACCAGGCCAAUCCUCCCCAGCCAAUAUGGAACCCAACCCGCCCCCUACCUUCCCAUCCAAAAUCAGACUCUGGAAAGUGCCAACACUGCGUCCCACCACUGCCACUGCCAUCCCACACCCAGCAGUGUGGUCUGCCCACCAUCAGGUGGCAUUAUCCUCAGAGGCUGGCUACAGUACAGUAGAGGAGAAGCUCCAAGCACCUGGCAAAGCGGGAAGCUGGAGCCACAAGGCUGUGGUGGAAGUGACAUCACUGAGAAAGACAGGAAGCAAGCGCAUUGGGGUGCCCCUAGAGAGUGAGGAAACCCCUCUAGAGAAGAAGUCUCACUUGGGGUGCACACUGGACCUCUUGAAGAACCUCCAGGGCAACCCAACAUUUUCCACUGCUGCAGGCCAACUCUUCCACAGCAGUUUUCAAACAGCUCUCCACAAGUCCUUGCCUCCAGAACAGUUGUACCCAGAACACAGAAAGUACCAGGCCGAGAACCAGGAGAAAGCAACUCUCCAUCCCAGACCUCUCUCCCCCUUGAAGUCUGGCAAGGCAGUGGAGAACGGAGCAGGUAGGCGGGAUAAACUGGACAAGUCAGCGGUCCUGCUGGGGGAUCUCUCGAAAGCACUGCAGGAGUACCAGGAGGCAGAGAGAAAGAUUGCUAAUCUGGUACAAGAUAAUGUCCCAGGACAACGCUACCUGAUAGAGCAUCUCUGCAAGAUCCGCAGUGAGUUGUCACACAUCCACCAGGCACUUGAGAAGACAACCAGGCAGCCAGAAGGACCCCUGGAUCUCUCUGUCAAGAAGACUGUGGAACCACCGGGGGCUGACAAAGAUCAACAGUCUCAGGGCAAAGGAUGUCUCCCAGAGGAAACAGAGGAGGAGGAAGAAGAGAAAGCAGUAGAGAGCGAGUCAGAGGGUCUGCCGCAGAAGUCUCCGAGUCAGUCUCUUAAACUGAUGAUCAAAAUGAGCCGUGCGUCUGAGCUGAGCCUGGGAGCUGUGGUGAAGACAGAGGUGGUCUCGCCCAGUGAGCUACGACCACCCCCUCCUGAGGUCCUGUGGUCCAGCCGGACUACGAAAUGCGAGGCAGACUCCAGCGUGCUGCUGUGUGCUGAUGGUCGCUCCACCUCCCUGGUCUUCACAGAGUUCACCCCCUGCUCCAAGAGAAUGAAGCGACCCUCUUCCAGAGAUCUUUCAGGGGAGACUCUUUGCCCACACAACCCCCUUAGUGCUGACCCCUAG